GUUGACCCGUUCAUUGACCCCACUGUAUUUAACACCGCCCCUUAGGCGCCUGCCACUAACUAGAUUCAAUUUUCAUCUUAGACGGCCUGUUCAGCUUCAUCAUGCCGCCCAGAACAGAAACAGGACAGAAGCAGGCCUGCCGAAAAAGCUCAAAUGCGAGUUCAGAAUGGAUGGGGACAGUUUUUAGGGUAAUGCUCUCCCUUCUGUGGCCUAUACCUCGUGCAAUCAAGGGGACAAUCUUUGAGCACUUGGCUGCGCCAGAUCAUCCUGCCCCUUCUCGUGAACAAAGGUUGGCGUGGUGCCGAGAAUUGACCGAGGCAGUCGAACAUAUUCCCUCGAAAAGGGUAGUUCAUUGCGACAUUCAGCCCACGAACAUUUUGGUCGAUCAAAAUUUAAACAUCUCAAGCUAGCCGGCUUUCAAGGGCAUUACCUUUCGGAAGAUAGCAACGUCAUCUUAGAUGGCUAGAGCGGCGAGCCGUGCCGGUAUUUUUGUCCACGGGGUGAUGACUUCGUGGCCGACGUAAAGACCGAUCUCUUUGCGCUUAAGUCUACGAUUUACUUCACAAUGACCGGGCAUGAGGUCUUCCCAGAUAUUGUUAGCGGAGAGCUUGGGUGGGCUGACGAGAUUAAGUCUCGAUUUGUCCGAGGUGUUUUCCCCGAAGAAUCUCAUUUCUGCGCGAUCAUCUGUCAAAAAUGU
Truncatella angustata is the source of this 697-nucleotide messenger RNA. RefSeq lists its product as uncharacterized. Gene Ontology annotation, biological process: protein phosphorylation. Gene Ontology annotation, molecular function: protein kinase activity; ATP binding. The transcript is spliced from 3 exons. The coding region runs from base 102 to 410 and encodes 102 amino acids. Lineage: Eukaryota; Fungi; Ascomycota; Sordariomycetes; Amphisphaeriales; Sporocadaceae. The record is from RefSeq and is a predicted model, not a curated record.